CAGGGGUGAGUGUGGAGACGAAGAGCCCACAAAAAUGGCAUGAAAGAGGCAGGGUCUUCAGCCUAAAUGCUAACAAACUGGAGAUGCCACCUGGGAGUUCCCCCUCUCCUGUUGCCCCUGGGGUCUCUGGGCCCAGACUGUGCAAAGGCUGUGGUCCGUCGGCCUGAUGGAGCCCAGUGGGGGCAGAGGGGGGACCCCUGAUCUGGAGCCGGGCCCUGCCACCUCCUGCCAGCCAGCCUCCCUCUUCCCUUCCCCAUGCCUGUCACCUUUGAUCUCCUUAUCACCAGCCGCUCUGGUGGGUUCAUUUGGGAGCUGCCCGAGUUAAUGAGUUCUCCGGGCGGCAGGGCCGCACGCCCUCCCGCUGGGGUGAGGACUUCACACCUCCGGGCCCUGUGUUUUGACAAGUGCCUGGGCCAGUGGCUCCUGCUCCCCUGCCCGAGCCUUCCCUCCGCUUGCCAAAGUGUAAGGCUGGGAAAUGAGCCCUGGGCGCCGCCCCUCCCCGCCCCGGAGCCCGCUGCAGCGUACCAGGGUAUCUGUGUGUCUCCGGAGUCCUAUCUGCUGCCAGAAACCCCACCGCUCCUGCCCGGCCCAGCAUGCCAGAGACUGCAGCCUCAGACCCAGUGGGGAUACUGGAGCCACAGUGCAGAGGUGCUCCCCAGCUCGGAGCACCAGGGACCAGGCCCCACCUUCCAUUUCAGUGAUGAAACUCCUCUCCAGAGCUCAGGCCUGCAGCUCAGUGGCUGCCCUGAACUUUGGCAAGAAGACUUGGAGGGGGGCCACCUGAGCAUCUUCUACUAAUGGCCCUGCCUGUCCCCUGUUCAGCUAGGAAUCAGGUCUGUAGUGUGGGCGCCCGCAUUUGCGAGGUCAGUGGUUUUCAGACUUUCCUUUAGCCCAGGAUCCCUUUUCCAAGUGAUGCCUUUCGUAGAAGCAGUGUUUGGUGACCUCCCUGGCUGGCGUGGGGGCUGGGGCAGUGCCCUCUGCUCCUAGGCACCCCCCCAAAAUGACCAGCGCCCUGAAGAGCACAGCCCGAGCUGCAGAAACACCCCA
This is a messenger RNA of Myotis brandtii (Brandt's bat), 1047 nucleotides long. It is a transcript of the gene MESP2, whose product is annotated as mesoderm posterior bHLH transcription factor 2. The transcript is spliced from 3 exons. Bases 256 to 798 code for a protein of 180 amino acids. The record is from RefSeq and is a predicted model, not a curated record. Lineage: Eukaryota; Metazoa; Chordata; Mammalia; Chiroptera; Vespertilionidae.